AUGCUGGUCAAAGCCUUCAGAAUUUCCUGGCGCUCUGAUGGGCCGGCGGAAGAUGUUAUCGUAGAGAGGCCCCGCGCCAUCGCCGAAGACGCCCGAUCGGAGUCUACCUCCAAUCUACUGAGUGUGGGGAGCCAACGAUAUGUUGAGAAACAAGUCUAUUACGUAGGUGACCGCGACCUCCAACCCUGGCAGCCGCGGGUCUUUCACUGGACCGUCUUCGCUACCCUCCUCAUCACGUUCGCCACGCUCAUCACGCUCUCUGAAAUCUUCAUCCACUUCUCGAUACAUGUCCACGAUGGCUUUCCCGUACUCCCCCGUGCACUCGCAUGCAUCCCAGUCAUCGUGGCUCUUGUUCUGGGGAUGAUAUGGCACAUGCUCGAUCUUGAAUCGCGCAAGCUCUCUCCGUGGGCACCGAUGCGUCGCGAACCGCAACCGGCUUUUGCAAGCGUCCUGCUGGACUAUUUCAGCCCUGUUCUCCCCCUGCGGCUCGCGCAAGCGGUUCGCCAUCGGCAUUGGUCCGUCGUGCUAACCUCCCUCGGCCUUCCCCUCGUCGCCGCUACGAUCGUUAUCUCCACCUCCAUCUGGACCACCCACUCUACCACGCGUUUUGCCCCGGAGCAUCUUGCGAUUACAUCUACCCUGAAUACGUCCAGGUUCGACCCGACUUCGACCGAUCAGACCUACCUCCACCUCUUCCUUAGCUCCCGCUCGUCCGGUUCCGAGAUACCAUGGACGGACGCUGUCCACGCAAUUGACUCGUUCGCUCCGGUUACGCGUGUCCCGCCGCACACUCCAAUACAAGGUCUAACUAACGGAAGCCGCGCCGACCUCGUGUGCCAGGCAGCGUCAGCGAGUUACGCUGGGAAUGUGUCUAUUGCGGAUCCGCUGGAUUCAGGGAAGAAGGAUGUUAGACAACAACAACUGAUCGUGACAGCUGCGGGGUGCACUCAGACCCAUAAUUUCACGAUAACGUCUGGUCAAGUGGCCUCUGCACCUGUUCCCUUCGGAUAUGUUCUCACCCAAUCAUGUAGCAGCUCGAGCAUCAGCACGAUCCUUGUCCACGGAGCCCUGGCCGACGGCUCCCUCUCGAGCCUGUUCGCGGUGUCGUGCGCACCAACUUACAAUACCACCAUUCUACGCGUCCUCGUCGAUUCCACCACCCAAACCCUGCUCACCUCCCCUACUCAUCUCACCUCCUCUCCACUUUCUUUCCCCCAGGGGUCGUCUCUACUCGUCUCCAUGGAUUCCGCCCUCGCCUCCACGACUGCCACAUACUGGACCCACACGAACGGCACCACCCCCGUCGAUGACUCGCACUUCCUCCGUCGCCGCGAUCCAUUCACGAACUGGAACGUGACACCGCCCUUCUCGGCCAACCUGACCUACCCGGGCGACUUUACGCCUUGGUUUCACCUCCUUGGGCACGCGCUCGGGUUGACAACGUCCGACCUUACCGACGACAACGAUCUUACCCUCCAGUCCAAGACGCUCUUCGCGAUGCUCUGGCCCUCCUUCGCGCGCACUGAGCUCUUCUCUACGCCCGCGUCCGGCACGCCGCUCCAAUCCGGUUCCGUACAGCUCACGCAGAACAGGCUCUUCGCACGAACUGGGCCCCUCCGCGCCAUCGAAGCCUGCCUCGCCGCGCUCUUGAUCCUCUCGGCGGCGCUAUACCCGCUCCGGCCAGCCCCCAGGCUCCCACGCGACCCAGCCUCCCUCGCCUUCUUGCUCGGGCUGAUGCAGACCGGCGAGGACGCACGGGAGGCGAUGCGCUACACGAGCACGUUCUCGAGCGCGAUGCUGCGCGACUGCAUGACGGGCUGGCGGUUUGCCGUCCGCGGGACAUCAUCCGGCAACGUCGCGAUGAAGGCCGAAUGGGACCCGUCGGAGACAUACCACGUGGUUUCACAGCAUCGUGAGGCGGCGCCGACGUUCUGGCGUCCGCUCAUGCUGCACCCCGUAGCGACCAUUUUACUCUUGUCUGCGAUAGGUGGGAUCAUUGCCGCACUCGAAGUGACCUCCCUCGUGAGCGACCGACGCGGCGGAUUUCGCGGGACCCUCUCUCAUAACCUUUGGACGUAUGCGGUUCCCGUCAUUCUGCUUCUCCUCGGCAUCGUCGUGCUGCGCAUCGUCUUUGCCUUGUCCACUGUCGAGCCAUUCCAAGCUCUCACCAGGGACCCACUUCCAGCCAAGCGUGCUCUGGGUCCCUUCGGUUUCACCACCACGCCACUGUUCGGACUUUGGACUGGCGUUUACAGGAGACAAUUUGCGGUCGCUGUUGGUGGCCUUGGGCUGCUCUGGCUUCUAGCGUCUGGGGUACUGACUGCGCUGUUGUUCGUCGAGAAGCACCCGCAGAUCGCGCAGCAAGUGGACCUCGCGCUGAUCAACACGUUCGUGGAUGUUCCCGAGUUCUCUGCAGACCAGCAAAGGAAUGUGGCCGAGCAAUUUGUGCUUUCGGAGCUCCCCGGCACGGCUGUACAACUUCCACCAUGGACGACACGAUAUCAGGCUAUUGGCCAAGUGAACCUGAGCUCCGCUGCGAGCCAUGCGCACCCCACAACGACGUUGGUGGCACCCUUACCUGUCCUUGAGGCGGAGUUGUCGGACUGCGUCUCCGUGAACCCAGCGGAUUUCUCCAUGUCGCGCGAUGGCGUCUUCGCCGUGCCGUCUCGUCCGGGGUGCGACAUAGGCAACGCCACCCUAUUUCAACCUGGUUUUCGUGGCUGGUUCGGCGCUGCAGUCCGCGCCGACUGCGUUGGCGGCGUGAUCGGAAUGAUCGGCCGGGUCGGCGGCGACGGGUCCCUUCAGAACACGACGAUGCGCACUUUCGUAUCGUUCAGGGCAUCCAUGCAGGUGACUCUAGCGCUUGGACCGGGAGCAAACUUCACCAUCGAGCAUGUCGAUGCAUCUUCCGCCGUCGACAUCCAUGAUUACCCUUCAGUUCUCAACGAUACGAACUUUUGGCCUGCGUUCCCGACUUACAUGGACACGAAUACCAGUCACUCCUUCGAUGGCUUCAUGCAGACGAUGACGCUCUCGCAGCAGAAUGUCCCCAUCGAUGAUUACACGAACCCGCAACAACUCAUCGAAGGUAUGCAGAACCUCUGGUCCGCCUAUUGGGCGUACUGGGGGUCCGCGACGGCGCGCACGCCUACCACAUCCGGGACCGACGCGCUCACCGCGAACCUCAGCUUUUCCCGUCCACGCGUCGUCCAAGACCGCCCGACAACGCACAUCGUGCAAGCCUUCCUGGGUGCGCUCCUGGUCUGCUUGAUCGUGAGCGCAGUGAUGGCCAGGGGCGCGGGGUCGGUGCUUCUCAAGGCGCCGUACUCCAUCGCAGCGCAGAUGAGCCUGCUCGAAGGCAACAGGUUGGUGGACGACGGCGUAACGAGCGUCGUAGCGUACAGCCCGCAGGACGAACGGAGCACGAUCCGGCGGCGGUGGCCAGAGAAUCAUCUGGACGGGUACUGGUUCAAGCUGGGAUGGGUAGACAUUUCUGAAGGGAUGCGAAGAUACGGGGUAGACGUCGUUCCUCGGCCAUAA
Messenger RNA from Punctularia strigosozonata HHB-11173 SS5, 3540 nucleotides. RefSeq lists its product as uncharacterized. The record is from RefSeq and is a predicted model, not a curated record. The transcript has 5 exons. The coding region runs from base 1 to 3540 and encodes 1179 amino acids. Lineage: Eukaryota; Fungi; Basidiomycota; Agaricomycetes; Corticiales; Punctulariaceae.